AUGUCCAGCGCAAGACCCAAACCGGGGGAAAGGCGAGGCCAAGCGCGCUCCAGCGCAAGAGAAGAAGCCCGGGCAAGAGCUGGGUCCCACCAGCCCGGGCAGGCCCAAGGGCAAGUUCCGCUUGGGGUUCGGCCUGAGUUUUGUGACGUCACGCUGACGUUAGCGCACGGUAAUUCAAAUUUUUUUUACUGUUGGCGCGUGGAUUACGCUCGCCAAUGGUAA
Messenger RNA from Prunus armeniaca (apricot), 222 nucleotides. The record is from the annotation of a GenBank genome assembly. Lineage: Eukaryota; Viridiplantae; Streptophyta; Magnoliopsida; Rosales; Rosaceae.